This is a messenger RNA of Chenopodium quinoa (quinoa), 8220 nucleotides long. RefSeq lists its product as uncharacterized. Gene Ontology annotation, molecular function: protein binding. Gene Ontology annotation, biological process: vacuolar acidification. Gene Ontology annotation, cellular component: RAVE complex. NCBI's taxonomy places the organism in Eukaryota, Viridiplantae, Streptophyta, Magnoliopsida, Caryophyllales, Amaranthaceae. The record is from RefSeq and is a predicted model, not a curated record.
UAUAUUUCUUAGGGCUACAUAUAACAUUACCCUUGAAUUUAUUGAUAUUCAAUCAAAAAAUUUGGGGGUAAAAUUUGGCAGUAAACUCAAAUUCACAACAGUCAAAAGUACUCUUUAGUAUUUUCCAUUGAACUAGAAAUAUCUUCACCUCCGACUCAAAGAUCACAUCAUUCCAUCAAAACUCGACCUCAUCAAAACCCACAACAAUGGCAGAACCUUCCGCCGCCGAUCUAACCGACCACCUUCCUCUGCAACUAAUCAAAUCAGAAACAAUUCCACCUUCUCCAAACCUGUCAGAAUCCGGAUCUUCCGCCGUCGAUUGGUUGCCGGACUUCGCCGGAUACUCAUGGAUUGCUUAUGGAGCUUCCUCUCUCCUCGUUAUUUCUCACUUUCCUUCCCCUCUCUCCCCGCAACAGUCUCGCAUUGGCCCUGUUUUCCGGCAAGUAUUCGAACUUCUCCCUUCUUCCGACUUCCCCGACGUAGUCUCCGUCGCUUGGUCGCCGGCGAUUCCUUCUUCCGGCGAUCUUGCUGCCGCCGCGGAUAAUCAUGUUUUUCUGUUUCAUUAUGAUUCUUCUCCAGGUUCUUUUUGUUGGAGUCAGACUGCUACAUUGGUGCAAUCUGCCAAGGCUGAGGCUGUGGCGUGGACGGGCUCCGGAGAUGGGAUAAUAGCUGCAGGAAAAGAAGUAGUUUUAUGGAAAAGAAACAUAAAGUCUUGGGAGAUAGCAUGGAAGUUCAGAAUGAAGGUUCCUCAAACUCUAGUUUCCGCGACUUGGUCGCUUGAUGGACUUUCAGCAACUGGUGCAUAUCCUACUAAUCAUCAUGCUGAUGGAUUAGUUAAUGUGCCUUGUAAUGAAAGUGGUUGUGUUAGUGUGUUCCAGUAUGAUAGAAAAGCUGGAUAUGUUGCUGCUGAAUUACGGCAUCCUCAACCUGUUUUGGCGAUUCAGUGGAGACCUUGUGGAGGACGCCAAUUAAAUGGAGAUUUUCUAUAUGCAACAAGGCAUGUUCUGCUAACUAGCAGUGUAGAUGGGACUGUCAGGUUGUGGUGUGAGAUUGAUGACAGCAGAAUGCGGAAGGGCAGUAAAGAUAACCGUGAAACUUCAAACCUAAGACGAUCUUUUUGUGUGGUUACUUCCAUCGAAAUUAAUCAAUCAUUGGGUGGUACUCUGGGCAAAGAUAUUUUCUUAGAGUGGGCUCUGGAAAUAGAUGGCAUGGUUUGUGGGGGAGAUGGACUUAACAAAAAUUUCACCGGUGAGAGAUGCCAAAGUGACGAGGUUGGCAGUUGUGAGUGGUUGAUUGGGAUCGGUCCUGGCCAAAUGCUCACGUUUUGGGCUGUGCACUGCCUUGAUGACAUUGCUACAAUGCAGUCUCCACGAGUGACAUUAUGGAAGAAGCAGGAAGUGUCGGAGCCUGGUAUGAGAAGCUCCUGUAGAAAUAUUGGUCCAAGGUGCUACAGAGAAUCUUAUUUAAACAAAGUCAGUAUCAAGAGGAAUAGAUUCUUUGGUCCACCAGCCAUAUGCUCGUUACUUCAAUUAUUUCCUUGUAACUCCUUUAUCUGGUCAGUGUUAUAUGAUCAAUCAUUACAGAAGGUAGAGGAGAAAUCUUCUCUAGUACGUGAAACAGAUAAAUUGUCAUGUCAAUCUGUUAGAAUCUUGGAUACUCUAGGUCACACUGGUAAAAUUUUACAAGUUGCUGUUCAUCCUUGUACAAAUGAAGUUGAACUAGCUGUUUCCUUGGAUUCUAAUGGGCUACUUAUGUUCUGGUCGAUUUCCAACAAUUCUUAUAGCCUUUCUGGUCUGCCAACCUUCACUCCUUCAUGGAAAAUUGUGGGAAACCUUGUCCUGCAGUAUACUAUAUCUCAGAAUAUGAGCUUGUAUUGGGCGCCGUCAUGGUUGGAAGAAGACCAGAUUCUUCUCAUUGGACAUGCUCAGGGAAUAGACUGCCUUAUCAUUAAAACUUGCGUUACUGAAGAAGACAAUAUACUAUGCCAUAAACUCUGCACUAUUCCUUUCGCCGUGCGUGAUCACUUAGAUGGGCCUGACAAAAUUGUCUCAGUUCCCUUACAUUCCACUCGUGAAGAGAAUAUCAAAUUCAAUAAUUUCUUUCUUAUGGGAGUAUGGAUGAAGAGCUGUGAAAUUCAGUCCUGGAAAUUGACCUUGCAUUCCUAUGAGCAUUGUGAAAGAGUCCACCUGUACAAUUCUGACACUGGAUAUAAUGCUGACUGCAGCAUAUGUAUGUAUAAAACUGACUUUGCUGGCAAAACGUAUUUCAUGGCUGUGAGUCCGUGUUCAUCAGAUUUGUCAGAUGUUCAUAAUGACAUUACAAGUAUCUCUGUGGUGUCUCCUAGUUUAUCAAUGCAUUAUCUGCAGAACAAGUUGGUAAAUGAUUCUUGUCUUAACAACUUUCCAUUUCACAUGGCCACAGGACACUCAGAUGGUAGAUCAAGACUCUGGAGGAUUAACCUAUCUGAUUUAUCAGUUGGUCAGACUCCUUUUGAGCUUGUAGGUAUAAUUAGUUCCCUUCAAAGCCCUGUCACUGCUAUAGCUGUAGCUGAUUGGGGUCAAAAGAUUGCAACAAUAUGUUCAGAUGGUCAUAGAAAUAAUGUAAACAUGUUAUAUAUAUGGGAACCUCUGCAUCUCACAGGUGCUGGGACUCUGGAAUUGGAAGACAAGAUAUGCUUGAAUGGUAAAAUUGUGGCUUUCACUUGGUUUCAAAUAGAAAAUAUAUUAUUUCUUGGGGUCUGCUUCCAGAAUGAGCUGCACAUUUAUUCCCGAAGAGUUUGUAGUGUUCAGAUCUCACAUGACCUGGAAAAACUGCCAGAAUCGUCCUCCUGGGUUUGCAUUGCCAUUGUGCGUACUUCGCCUACUAUCUGUGACUUUGUUAUAGGGCCUAGGGGUACACUUGUAGUUAUUCAUGAGAAUUACUUUACUCUCUUCAGUCACUGGUCAUUAUAUAAAGGUAACAAGCAUUCGACUGAUUAUUCUGUGGGUAAAAUUCAAGUCUUUGAAGAGUUGUCAUUUGAAAAAAGCAGUGAGAGAGAUUCUUUCUGCCCUCCUUUGACAAAGGCACAUGAUGAUGUACGUAGCCUUCUGAUUGGAGAUGGUACUGAACCAAACAUUAUCCCAUUGAACAAGAAUUGCUUCUUGAAGAUGACAGUUGUUGCUGAAAAAUUAGCUGGUCCUCUGCCUUUCUACCACCCUGAGGCACUCUUGACAAAUAUUUAUUCAGGCAACUGGAGACGUGCAUAUGUAGCUGUUUGUCAUCUUUUUGAGUGUUUAACCUCUAAUUCCGCCAUUGGCCAAGGAGUUUCUCCACCAAAGUCUAGCAUCAUUAUUACACAGAUUAAUCUCUCAAAGUAUUUCGAAGGACAGUCAUUAAAAGUAGGAGCUAGUCAAGGACUCCAGUGGAGCAAUAACUUCGACACAAACAAUUGUUCUCGGAAUUCAGAUGAAGGGCUGAUGCAUUUUGCAGAUACUUCUGCGGGUGAUGCUAUGAACUGUGUGCCCGCUGCAUCUGCCACAAGCUCUGAGUCAUAUGGAUUUCAUAAAAUACUGGAGAAAUUGCAUGGUCAUCAUGAUCUUACUGGUUCACAGAAGAUGCAGAUGCUUGCAAUUAUAGAACUUCUGAAUGAAAUUAGUAAUUCACAAUCGACCUCAGCAUAUGGAAGCCUUGAUGACACAGGAAGAAGGUUCUGGUGCGGAAUAAGGCUACAGCAACUGGAUUACCGUCGGAGAUACCAUAAGACUCCAUCAAUUGAAGAAUUAGUUGUUGAUUCUAGGGUGAUGGUUUGGGCCUUCCAUUCUGAUUGUCAAGCAAUCUUAUUUAGUACUAUUCUACCAACUGAACCGACUUGGGAAGAUAUGCGGAAGUUGGGUGUUGGGUUCUGGUUUACAAAUCUUUCAGAUCUGCGCAGUAAGAUGGAAAAGCUGGCUAGAUCUCGAUAUCUGAAAAAUAAAGAUCCAAAGGCGUGUGCCCUUCUGUACAUAGCAUUAAAUAGACUUCAAGUCUUGACUGGCCUCUUCAAGAUCAGUAAGGAUGAGAAAGACAAGCCCCUAGUUGCAUUUCUAUCUCGCAAUUUUCAGGAAGAGAGACAUAGAGCUGCCGCUUUGAAAAAUGCUUAUGUGUUGAUGGGGAGGCAUCAAUAUGAGUUAGCAAUUGCUUUCUUUUUGCUUGGAGGUGAUACAAUUUCUGCUAUCACUGUUUGUGCUAAGACUCUUGGAGAUGAACAACUUGCUCUUGUAAUUUGCCGGCUCAUUGAGGGACAAGGUGGAGCGUCGGAGCGCCAUCUAAUAUUAAAGAUUUUACUUCCAUCUGCAAUUGAGAAAGGCGACUACUGGCUUGCGAGUAUUCUUGAGUGGGUGUUGGGUAAUUACCUCCAGUCCUUUCUAAUUGUUCUUGGUUUGCAAGGGGAUUCUUAUGCCACUGAGUUUGAAAAUUCAUUUAGAUCUGCCGCUUUUCUUGACCCUAGUAUUGGUCAGUACUGCCAAAUGUUGACAGCCAAGAAUGUCCUAAAAAAUGCUGUUGGGGAGCAGAACAUUGCAAUUUUGUGUCGUUGGACUAUAGUGAUGACUGCUUCUGGAUUUAACAAACGUGGCCUUCCGCUUGAAGCUUUGGAAUGCCUAUCAUCAUCUGCCAGCAUUCUUGGAAUUCCGGAUAAAAGAUCAAAGGGUGAAGAUUCUGAAAUUCUUCCCAGGAUACUGCUUCCAUCUCCAGCUGAUUCUUUUAGGUGGCUUUCACAUGAGGUAGCCUGUCAUUUGGUUUACCAAGUCAAAUUAGAUCUAGCCAUGCAGUAUGCCGCCAAACUUUUUAAGGAGCAUCCAUGCUGGCUUACCACUAGUUCAGUAUUAUCAAAUUCUAGUACUUUCAAUGCGAGCUCGCUGGGGCAUGAGAUAAGUCAAUAUGGCGCUCUUCUUGGAAAUUUUGAACAGCUUUUGGAUUCCGAAUUUGCUUAUCUGGAGCAGAAAUUUUCUGUGGCCCGGGAUGUAUUGCUUGAUAAGAUUUUUGUUUCUUUAGACAGUGAUAAGCUGUUGCUCUACGGCUGUAAAGGUUUUGCUUCUCACGUUCAUUUGCCUCCAACAAACCAUAAUGACUGUACUUCAUCCUGGCUGAUCAAACAUUUUGUAGAUGUGACUGAACGUUUGUCUUAUUCGCUUCCAAGAUUUAUUAAUGCUUGUAGCAUAGCUAGUUCCAGGGUCUUGUCUUCAUCUGAGCAGAAUUUGUCUGAUGUCAAACCAUAUUGCUUCUUCCAAUUAUUGGAAUUCUACAUGCAGGGUUUUAUAUUAUCAAUCUCCAACCUAGAAGCUGCUUUAAUGAAGCAUUGUAGUGGUAGUUCUGGAAACUUUGCUGGUCAGUGCAUUAUUGCUCUUGAUUUAUGCAAGUAUUGUAUAUAUUUCACUUCAGCAAUGCUUCAACGUAACCUGAAAGCUCUUGAUGCAAUGUUGCGACCUGUUUUGGUGUCAUGCACUGAUGGAAUAUAUGAAGAAAUUGACAUUGUAAGUUUGAGGACUAUACUUGGACAGGUGGUUGAGGCACUCAGCCUCGAACCGUCAGGCCUUAAUGGUUCACUGGGCACUCAAGGAUUGCAGCAGGAGAAUGGAGGGAAUACGUUGUUUAUAAUUCCUGAAGAUGAGAUAUGGAUUAUUCUUAAGUCGUGUUUGUGGCAACAUUUAUCUAAGUUUAUUGAAUGCCAGCUGAAUUUUUUAUUUAGUAAACUAUCUUAUGAUGAUGCACCUAAGACAUCUGUCCUGGAUUCUAGUUUAUCUCUCCACCCUGAUAGUAAUUGUUCUCUGAAACAAGUUAGACAGGUCUUAAUGAUAUUUAUUGAAACGAUGGGAAAUACCUUCACUCAUAUACCACCGCAUACUGCAAGGCAGCUUGCCAUUUUUCUUCAGCAGAAAGUACAGAGUGGGACCUCUCUACCUAUCCUAACAUGGUUGGAGGAAUCAAACCAAUCUACUUCUAAUGUGCUUCGUGAGCAUCAGGAUGGAAGUUCUGGUUUCUCAGAAACUUCUGAUAAAGAUAAUUUAUGUUCAAGCUCUAAGUUACUAACAAUCUGCAAUUGUCCUAAAACUGUCUCUGAAAUGCUUGCUCAAUUACCAGUUAAGUUGUCAGAGCUCAUUCACUGGAAGCCUGGUAAAGGGUGGAAUCAUUUGCAUAUGGGUGUUCUCGGAGAGCAUGAAAAACUGGAAAGUUAUAAGCAAGAAGGUAUAUUUGAUAGCAGUCCUCGUGGUAAUAGAAGUAAAAGCCCUUCUGCAGGUUCUGAACAGAGUAAUGACGUUCUGGAUUCUGAUAGAAAGGGGGAAGCUGUCACCAAAAAGGUGGUUCCUUUCAACAGUCCUAAAGAAAUUUACAGGCGAAAUGGAGAACUAUUGGAGGCGUUUUGUAUUAGUUCCAUAGAACAACAGCAGGCUGCACUUGCCAGAAACAAAAAGGGAAUAUGUUUCUUUAGUUGGGGUGAUGUAUUGCCUUUUAGAGAUCCAUCAGACUAUAUCUGGGCACAAGCUGAUUGGCCACAGAAUGGUUGGGCUGGUACCGAUUCUACUCCAGUUCCUACAUGCGUCUCUCCUGGUGCUGGUCCUGGAAGUGAUAGUGGUUCACCUCUUGGAUUAGGUGUAGCUACCAAUGGUUUUGGUUCUCAAGCAAGACUUGGAAAUGAUUUAACUGGUGGUGGUGCAUUUGGGAUCCCAGGUUAUGCUGGUAUUGGUGCCACUGGCAUGGGAUGGGGAAUUCAAGAGGAAUUUGACCAUUGUGUUGAUCCACCAGCUACAUUGAAUAAUGUAAAUGGAAGUGCUUUAGCUGCUCAUCCUUCCAGGCCUUUCUUUCUAGUUGGUUCUAGCAACACUCACAUUUACCUAUGGGAGUUUGGUGAAGAGAAAGCUGCUGCAACUUAUGGAAUAAUAGCUGCAGCUAAUAUACCUCCUCCAUAUGCUCUUCCGUCUGUUACUAGUUUACAGUUUGAUCACUGUGGCCACAGAUUUGCUAGCAGUGCAUCAGAUGGAACUGUGUCCGCCUGGCAAUUGGGUGGGGGGAGGAGCAAUGUCAGGCCAACUGAGUCAUCUCUCUGCUUUAAUGGUCAUGUGUCGGAUGUCUGCUACGUGGCAACCAGUGGAUCAGUUAUUGCUGCUUCUGGUUACAGUUCAAAUGGUGUUAAUGUGGUUAUAUGGGAUACACUAGCUCCCCCAUCGAGCUCCCGAGCUUCUGUGAUGUGCCAUGAAGGUGGUGCUAGUUCCAUUGCUGUGUUUGAUAAUGAUGUGGGAACUGGUUCUAUUUCUCCCCUAAUUGUUACUGGUGGAAAAGGUGGUGACGUUGGACUUCAUGAUUUCCGUUAUAUAGCCACAGGAAAGACCAAAAGACAGAGACAUUUGAACAGUGCUGAGAGAUCUGAUACAGCUGCUAUAGAUAUACGAUCUGAACACUCCUCAAGUGUCGGAGAUCAGAAUCGACAUGGAAUGUUAUGGUAUAUACCAAAGGCUCACUCAGGGAGCAUUUCUAAGAUUGCAACGAUUCCAAAUACUAGUUUUUUCUUGACUGGAAGCAAGGAUGGAGAUGUUAAACUUUGGGAUGCUAAGAGAGCUAGCCUGGUCUUUCAUUGGCCAAGAUUGCAUGAGAGACAUACAUUUCUUCAGCGUAGUUCUCAAAGCUUUGGAGGAGUUACUAGGGUUGGUGUCACAGAUAUUCAAGUUAUUUCUGAUGGUUUCCUCACAUGUGGAGGUGACGGUUCAGUAAAACUGAUCCAGUUGGACAAUAAUGUUCUCUUGUGAAUAUGUUGAAAACUAGCUUGAACUAUACCUGAGUCAACUUCUGGUAUUGCCGUAUGAUACCUUCCUGUUAUUGCUGGAUAUUGCUUAGGAUCAUAAUGAACACCUUCUAGGAGCCACGGAAAACUCUUUUUUUUUUUUUUUUUUUUUUUUUUUAUCGAAGUGCAGUUCAUCACAAAGGCCCCAAUCUGAAUAACCACGAAUCAUGAAACUUCAAAAGUGUUCAAGGAUGCUUUGCUGCAUGUCCAUGUUUUAGAGGAUUCUACUUAAUUUGAGUGAUUGUAUCUGGCAUUGUGUACUUCUGGGAGAAACCUGUAAUGAUCGAGCAUUUGUACCCUAACUUGUACAUUUAGCUCAUAUUAAAUUUUGUAGGAUUAGUCUGUGUGGUUAACAUGUGUAUAUUUGUAAAAAUUGUAACAUUAAAGUUGAUAAAGGAAAUAUAUACAAUCAAGUUUUUAUCUGACCA